Maniola jurtina (meadow brown) is the source of this 1390-nucleotide messenger RNA. RefSeq names its product fork head domain-containing protein crocodile-like (gene croc). Lineage: Eukaryota; Metazoa; Arthropoda; Insecta; Lepidoptera; Nymphalidae. The record is from RefSeq and is a predicted model, not a curated record. The coding region runs from base 62 to 1075 and encodes 337 amino acids. Gene Ontology annotation, molecular function: DNA-binding transcription factor activity, RNA polymerase II-specific; RNA polymerase II cis-regulatory region sequence-specific DNA binding. Gene Ontology annotation, biological process: regulation of transcription by RNA polymerase II; cell differentiation; anatomical structure morphogenesis. The transcript has 2 exons.
UGCGUGGGGACAUCGCGUUCGGGUGUUGAUCAUGUUGUGGCAGUGAACGUACCUGGACACGAUGCACGCGUUGUUCGGGGAACAAGGACACUAUGCGUACCGCAGCGGAGCCCCGGGGGGCUACUCCGCCGGGGUCACUCCGUACGCCUACGAGCAGUACCAUCGAUACGGCUACGGGCCGCCCUAUCUGCAUCCGCACCAGCAGCACGUCGGGACUCCGAAAGACAUGGUCAAACCGCCGUACUCAUACAUCGCUCUCAUCGCGAUGGCGAUACAGAACGCACCCGAUCGCCGAAUAACACUUAACGGUAUCUAUCAGUUCAUCAUGGAGCGGUUUCCCUACUACAGAGAAAAUAAACAAGGUUGGCAGAAUUCGAUUAGGCACAAUUUAAGUCUCAACGAAUGUUUCGUUAAAGUGGCGAGAGAUGAUAAAAAGCCUGGCAAAGGCAGCUACUGGACUUUAGACCCCGACUCUUAUAAUAUGUUCGACAACGGCUCCUACUUGAGACGCCGUCGCCGGUUUAAGAAAAAAGAUGCUCUCAAAGAGAAAGAGGAAGCAUUGAAGCGUCAGCAACAGCUGCAGCAAGCCCAAGAAGCGCUGGCGGCACAAGAGGCGCUCGGCUCGGCUGAUGCAUUGGGUCAAGCUCGAGACAUCAAGCCUGACGUGAAGCCACGAAUAUUCGAAUGCAGACCCAAACGGGAACCUGGAUCUGACUGUACGAGAUACGACAAACUGACUGAACCGAUGGAUGAGUUUAGCGAACCGCGAUUACCCCCGUCCGCAGUGUACUGUUCGCCGCAGCCCUACGCGCUGGCCGCCGAGGAAUUCCGAGCGGCCACGAGCGGCUGGUACGCCGCGCCCGAGCCGCCGGCGGAGCAGCUGCCCCCGGGCUUCCGCGACCUGUUCGAGCCGCCCAGCUGUCAGCUGGCGGGCUUCCGAGGCGGCUCGCCCACUCCGGACCCGUACCGGGCCUCCCCGCCGCCUCACCACCACUACCGCACGCCGGCGCCCUCCUACUACCAUCAUCAAGCGUGCGUGGCCGCCGCUCCCGCUGCUGCUCAUAAAUCCUACUGAGAUAGUGCUCUCAGGUAGAACGGAUUGAAGACAGCGGGAGGCGAAGAGCAGGGCAAUCGUGUAUAAUUUGUUACCUAUGAAUCAAAUAGGUCCUAAGUAUGGAAUGGAUGUACAAACAUGUACAGUUUUUAUGUACGAAUUUAUAGUCUAGGCUGUUUGUGACUAUUCCAAUAAACAUUGAACUGUUCCGAGAACAAGACAAAUCAAGAUAAGGCCAUCAAUAGAUGACAUAAUACAUUAUACCUAUUACCCAUCUACUUGUGAUACACACGUUCACAUUGUGCAAUGGUCCAACGGGAACCUAAGACGGGAAUC